AUGUCGUCCCCGCAAAAGACGGCCAUUGUCUCCGUCUUUGACAAGACUGGUCUUCUCGACCUGGCCAAGGGUCUCGUCCAGCAGAAUGUCCGCAUCCUUGCUUCGGGAGGCACCUCGCGCAUGAUUCGCGAGUCCGGUUUUCCGGUCGAGGAUGUCUCGGCCAUCACCAAGGCGCCCGAGAUGCUGGCUGGCCGCGUCAAGACUCUCCACCCGGCCGUGCACGCGGGUAUCCUGGCCCGCAACCUGGCGUCGGACGAGAAGGACCUGGCGGAGCAGAACAUUGACAAGGUCGACUUCGUCAUCUGCAACCUGUACCCCUUCAAGGACACUGUGGCCAAGCCCAACGUCAGCGUGCCCGAGGCCGUCGAGGAGAUUGACAUUGGCGGCGUCACCCUGAUCCGCGCGGCUGCCAAGAACCACAAGCGUGUCACCAUCCUGAGCGACCCGAGCGACUACGCCGGCUUCCUCAAGGCCCUGGAGCAGGGCGACAUCAGCGAGGAGAGCCGCAACCGCUACGCCCUCAAGGCCUUUGAGCACACGGCCGACUACGACUCGGCCAUCUCCGACUUCUUCCGCAAGGAGUACGCCUCGUCGUCGGCCGCCGACGGCCAGCAGCAGCACACGGCCCUCCGCUACGGCGCCAACCCCCACCAGAAGCCCGCUGCCGCCUACGUCCCCUCGGCCCACCUGCCCUUCAAGACCCUGUCCGGCUCCCCCGGAUACAUCAACCUCCUCGACGCUCUCAACGCCUGGGCCCUGGUCCGCGAGCUCAGCCAGGCCCUGGACCUCCCCGCCGCCACCAGCUUCAAGCACGUCUCCCCUACCGGUGCCGCCGUGGCCAACCCCCUGACCGAGGACGAGCGCAAGGUCUACUUUGUCAACGACAUCGAGGGCAUCGAGACGUCCGGCUUGGCCCAGGCCUACGCCCGCGCCCGCGGCGCCGACCGCAUGAGCAGUUUCGGUGACGUCAUCGCUCUCAGCGAGGUCGUCGACGUCCCCACGGCCAGCAUCAUCUCCAAGGAGGUGUCGGACGGCGUCAUCGCCCCCGGCUACGAGGAUGCCGCCCUCGAGAUCCUGCGCAAGAAGAAGGGCGGUCGCUACCUGGUCCUGCAGAUGGACCCUGACUUCAUCCCCGACCCCACCGAGACCCGCACCGUAUUCGGCGUCAUCCUCCAGCAGCACCGCAACGACUUCCUCUUCACCCCCAAGUCCUUCAAGACCGUCAUCACCCCCAAGGACUCGGCCCCGCUGCCCGAGACGGCCACCCGAGACCUCACCGUCGCCACAAUCACCCUCAAGUACACCCAGAGCAACUCGGUCUGCUAUGCCGUCAACGGCCAGGUCAUCGGUCUCGGCGCCGGCCAGCAGUCCCGCAUCCACUGCACCCGCCUCGCCGGCGACAAGGCCGACAACUGGUGGAUGCGCUUCCACCCCCGCGUCCUCGGCAUCAAGUGGAAGAAGGGCACCAAGAGGCCCGACAAGAGCAACGCCAUCGAUCUCCUCGUCAGCGGUCAGCUCCCCAAGGAUGGUGCCGAGCGCGACGGCUUCGAGGCCGUCUUCGAGGAGGUCCCCGCUGCCUUUACCCCCGAGGAACGCGAUGACUGGAUGAAGAAGCUCGAUAAUGUUGUCGUCUCUUCUGAUGCCUUUUUCCCUUUCAUUGACAAUGUCUUCCGCGCCGCUCGAUCCGGUGUCAAGUACAUUGCCGCCCCCAGCGGUAGCCAAAACGACGGUGCUGUCUUUGACACGGCCGAGAAGUUGGGCAUCACCUUUGUUGAGCAGAAUGUCCGUCUGUUCCACCACUAG
Molecule: messenger RNA, 1803 nt
Organism: Geosmithia morbida
Lineage: Eukaryota; Fungi; Ascomycota; Sordariomycetes; Hypocreales; Bionectriaceae
Product: phosphoribosylaminoimidazolecarboxamide formyltransferase / IMP cyclohydrolase
Exons: 3
Coding region: 1-1803 (600 amino acids)
Biological process (GO): 'de novo' IMP biosynthetic process
Cellular component (GO): cytosol
Molecular function (GO): IMP cyclohydrolase activity; phosphoribosylaminoimidazolecarboxamide formyltransferase activity
Source: RefSeq, a predicted model, not a curated record